GAUAGGGGGGAUUUAAGGCUCUUCCCCUCGGUCUUUACUCUCACCGUCUUUCUCCCCCUCACACUUUAUAUUUAAACAUAGUGAAGUGCAAUGCAUUAGGGGAGUCUUGGAGACAUAAUGGCUGUGCGCAGUUUAGGGAUAUUUUUUGGCUUUCUAACUGCUCUGGGGACUCUAACAAGCCUGGUGGUGUGUAAUGAGGAAUUGGAGCUGAUCAGCGACUUGUUCAAACGCUACAACAAGAACAUCCGUCCAGCAGUUCAUCCUGACGACAAAGUGCAGGUUAUGAUCAAGCUGACGCUGACUAACCUUAUCUCACUGAAUGAAAAAGAAGAGACUCUUACAACCAACGUAUGGAUUGAAAUUCAGUGGUCUGAUUAUCGCCUUGCCUGGAACGAAAGUAAUUAUCACGGCAUUCAAGUUAUCCGUGUCCCAUACAACACGGUUUGGCUCCCUGACAUAGUCCUGGAGAACAACAUUGAUGGCCAGUUUGAUGUGGCUUACUACGCUAAUGUCCUGAUCAGCAGCAACGGAUGGAUGUACUGGUUGCCUCCUGCUAUCUAUCGUAGCACAUGUGCAAUUGAAAUUACUUACUUCCCAUUUGACUAUCAAAACUGCACACUGGUAUUCAGGUCCCAGACUUACAGUGCCAAUGAGCUGGACCUGAUCUUGGCUGUUGAAAAUGAUGAAACAUUUGAAUGGGUGCACAUUGACCCUGCGGCUUUUACAGAAAAUGGUGAGUGGGCAAUAGUCCAUCGACCUGCCAAGAAGAUGAUCAACACGCGAUAUACCCCCGAUGACCUAGAGUAUCAGGAGAUCAUGUUCAACCUGAUCAUUCAACGGAAGCCACUGUUUUAUAUCAUCAACAUAAUCCUCCCCUGCUCUCUCAUCUCCUCACUGGUUGUACUGGCCUACUUCCUUCCUGCUCAAGCUGGGGGACAAAAGUUGACCAUCUCCAUUUCUGUCCUCCUGGCUCAGACUGUCUUCCUGUUUCUCAUUGCUCAAAAGGUCCCUGAGACAUCUCUCUCUGUCCCUCUAAUUGGAAAGUACCUCAUUUUUGUCAUGUGUGUCACAACUCUCAUUGCAACCAAUCAGAUUGUGGUGCUGAACUACUCACUGCGCAGCCCCAGCACUCACAUCAUGUCCCACACUGUCAAGCAUUUGUUCUUGGAAAUGGUGCCUCGUUUCUUAGGCAUGUCCCCGCUGGUGGAUGACAGUGAGGUGACAGCGGAGGUGAACGGACUGAAGGAGCGGCGACGCAGCUCUUUUGGCCUCAUGCAGAGAGCGGAGGAAUAUGUACUGAAACAACCUCGGAGUGAAAUGAUGUUUGACAAACAAAGAGAGAGGCAUGGCCUCACUCGAUCAAUUGUAAAUAACAUAGAUGUCAGCAGCACUGCAAACCUGUACAAGAGUUUGGCGCAGGCAGCACCUGAGAUUAAGCAGUGCGUGGACGCCUGCAACUUCAUUGCUGAGAGUAAAAGACAGCAAAAUGACAUUGGAUCUGAAAUCGAAAGCUGGGUUCUGAUAGGAAAGAUGAUCGACAAGGUGUGUUUCUGGGCAGCCAUUCUCCUCUUCAUCAUUGGCACUGUGGGGAUCUUCCUUACAGGACACUUCAACCAGGCGCCAGAAUUGCCAUUUCCUGGGGAGAACAAGAAAUAUGCUCCAAAUUCUUAAAAAAAAAAAAAAUUGCUGCUGUUGGAGUAUUUACAAGGUUCACUUUUCCUCAUGUUUUCUAUACGGUUAGCAGCACAGCUUGUGAACUCCCAGUCAUCAAUUCUGGGUUGUGUCAGGUUUGAUAGAUGUGUCAAAAAACACACUGAACACCUGUUAGGCAGGUGUUUUCUUCAUUACCUCUAAAUGUAGGAGAAAGAUGACAUUAUGAAAGUUUAGACUUCAGUUUUUUGUGUAUUUCAAAAAAAAAUGUGAAUGCUAUUUGAUCAAGCAAAUUUUAUUUCACGGAAGGAAAGAACUAUUUAAAUGGAGACUAUGUCUGAGGUUUAGCUGCCUUGUUUUAUAUGUGAUGAGCGAACGUUGCCUAAUUGUUCACUGUCUUAAAAGAAGAAAACCCCCAAAGAUCUGAAUAAAAAGACUUACUUGCCUUCUUGUUUAAUUAAUGAUCAUGUGUAAGGCGAAUGGAUAAGUAAAACACUCUUGAUAUUCUUUGUUUAUCAGUUAUUUUAUUUUGUCUAUCUUUCUAUGUGUAACACUGAACGAAAUAAAGUGCCUUUUAUUUUUGACAUAAAUGUCAAAUAUGACAUAUCAAAGCUA
Girardinichthys multiradiatus is the source of this 2265-nucleotide messenger RNA. It is a transcript of the gene chrne, whose product is annotated as cholinergic receptor, nicotinic, epsilon. Lineage: Eukaryota; Metazoa; Chordata; Actinopteri; Cyprinodontiformes; Goodeidae. The transcript has 12 exons. Gene Ontology annotation, molecular function: transmembrane signaling receptor activity; acetylcholine-gated monoatomic cation-selective channel activity. The record is from RefSeq and is a predicted model, not a curated record. Gene Ontology annotation, cellular component: neuron projection; postsynaptic membrane; synapse. The coding region runs from base 118 to 1671 and encodes 517 amino acids. Gene Ontology annotation, biological process: regulation of membrane potential; chemical synaptic transmission; nervous system process.